Molecule: messenger RNA, 1605 nt
Organism: Lodderomyces pseudojiufengensis
Lineage: Eukaryota; Fungi; Ascomycota; Pichiomycetes; Serinales; Debaryomycetaceae
Gene: AGM1
Product: phosphoacetylglucosamine mutase
Exons: 1
Coding region: 1-1605 (534 amino acids)
Biological process (GO): UDP-N-acetylglucosamine biosynthetic process; carbohydrate metabolic process
Molecular function (GO): phosphoacetylglucosamine mutase activity; magnesium ion binding
Source: RefSeq, a predicted model, not a curated record
AUGUCAUUGAAACACUCAAUUGAAUCUCAACUGGCUAAACAUCCAAGACCAAAAAAUAUCACAUUUACUUAUGGUACAGCUGGAUUUCGUAUGAAUGCCAAAGACUUGGAUUAUGUCAAUUAUACUGUGGGUAUACUAGCUUCAUUGAGAUCCAAAUAUUUGGGCGGUAAAACUGUUGGAGUAAUGAUUACUGCGUCACAUAACCCACCUCAAGAUAAUGGUGUCAAAGUAGUUGAUCCAAUGGGUAGCAUGUUGGAAGCAAAGUGGGAAAGUUAUGCUACUGAAUUGGCAAAUUCCUCAAACGAAGAUCUUGUUUCGACUUUGGAGAAGAUAGUUAAAGAUUUGAAUAUUGAUUUGGAAGUUGCUAGUAAUGUAGUCCUUGGAAGAGACUCAAGAGAAAGCAGUCCAAGAUUAAGUGAAUCUACAAUUGAUGGGCUAAAAAGUGUCCCAAACACUAAUUAUGAAGAUUACGGAUUAUUAACUACUCCUGAAUUGCAUUAUAUUACAAAAACUUACAAUGAUCCAAAUUUCGGAGAAAAAACCGAGCACGGCUAUUACGAAAAAUUGGCAAAUUCGUUCAAAAAGGUCUUUGAAGUGUCGGGCAACGCAAGCAAAUUAGACAUCACGAUUGAUGCAGCUAACGGGGUUGGAGCUCCUAAGGUUGAAGAACUUCUAAAAAAUUAUUUAGCAAAUGAAAUAAACUUUGAUGUGGUCAAUGACAAAUUUCAAGAUCCUAAUCUAUUGAACUUUGAGUGUGGUGCAGAUUUUGUCAAGACUAACCAAAAAUUACCUAAAAAUAUUGAAGGUCCAAUUGCAAACAAGCUAUACGCUUCCUUCGAUGGUGAUGCUGAUAGAUUAAUUUGUUAUUAUCAAGACUCAUCAAAGAAAUUCACCUUACUAGAUGGUGACAAAAUAUCAACAUUGAUUGCAUUAUUUUUGCAACAAAUUUUUAAAAAUAUAGAUUCUUCUAAAUUAUCCUUAAACAUUGGUGUAAUACAAACGGCUUAUGCUAAUGGGUCGUCAACAAAAUAUGUUGAAGAUGUUUUGAAAUUACCUGUCCGUUGUACACCAACUGGAGUCAAACAUUUACAUCAUGAAGCAGAAAAAUUCGAUAUUGGUGUUUAUUUUGAAGCUAAUGGUCACGGAACUGUAGUUUUCAAUCCGGAAGCUGAAGCGAAGAUAUUCAACUACAAACCAACCUCAAAAGAAGAAGAGCAAGCUAUUUUGGUUUUACAAAACUUUAGUCAAUUGAUAAAUCAGACUGUUGGGGACGCUAUAUCUGAUCUAUUAGUUGUAUUGAUCAUAUUGCAUUAUUUAAAAAUUAGUCCUGAAGAAUGGAACAAGGAAUAUACAGAUCUUCCAAAUAAAUUGAUUAAGGUGAUCGUACCUGAUAGAACAAUCUUCAAAACUACAAAUGCUGAAAGGACUUUGGUUGAGCCCAAAGGUAUUCAGAGUAAAAUCGAUGAAAUUGUUUCACAAAUUUCAAAUGGAAGAUCAUUCGUUAGAGCUUCUGGAACAGAAGAUGCUGUAAGAGUCUACGCUGAAGCUGAUACGGAUGAAAACGUUGAAAAGUUGAUCACACAAGUUUCUGAACUAUUGAAGUAA